Carya illinoinensis is the source of this 731-nucleotide messenger RNA. Its product is annotated as blue copper protein 1b-like. The coding region runs from base 73 to 513 and encodes 146 amino acids. NCBI's taxonomy places the organism in Eukaryota, Viridiplantae, Streptophyta, Magnoliopsida, Fagales, Juglandaceae. The transcript has 2 exons. The record is from RefSeq and is a predicted model, not a curated record. Gene Ontology annotation, molecular function: electron transfer activity.
UCAGUCUCUCUUGCCACCAUCUCAUUCCUUGAUUAAAACCCACAAAAAUAGAGCAAUUUGAUCAGGAUUAAGAUGGCUUUUAGUCAGGGAAAUGCACAAAAAGGAUUCAUCUUGCUUCUUCUCACUGCCUCUUUGUUGGUGCUCAUGAGUGAGGCCAAAACCAUUGUGGUUGGAGGGUCAAAUGGUUGGAACUUCGGCUUCAACUACACUGAUUGGGCUAUCAAAAACAGUCCCUUUUACAUAAACGAUAAACUGGUGUUCAAAUAUGCAGCACCAAGCAACACUUCCGCCCACAAUGUAUACCUACUGCCAAACCUGUGGAGCUUUAUAAACUGUGACUUCAGGAAGGCAAGGGUUGUGGCAAACGCAAACCAGGGGAGUGGGAAGGGGUUUGAGUUUGUGCUGAAACAGUGGAGGCCAUACUACUUUGCAUGUGCUGUGAACAAUGGCGUUCACUGCAGCCAAGGCCAAAUGAAGUUCUUUGCUAUUCCAUGGCCGCGCCGCCAUUAUUAACCUGUCAUCAAUCUGUAUUUAUGAUCACAGAAAUCACAGAGGCUAGGGCCAAUGGAAAGAUGCAGUGCUGUUUUUUGUUCUUUUAAGUUGGGUGUAUUAAUAUUGCUGUUUUUACUGUUAUUAUUAUUAGAAAAAUGAUAUUUGCAUUCGGAUAGUGUAUAAGUGCCGUGUAAUCAUUUUGACAAAAAAUGAAUAAAAAUAGAAUCUAAAUGAAAAAA